Molecule: messenger RNA, 375 nt
Organism: Gastrolobium bilobum
Lineage: Eukaryota; Viridiplantae; Streptophyta; Magnoliopsida; Fabales; Fabaceae
Product: secreted RxLR effector protein 161-like
Exons: 1
Coding region: 1-375 (124 amino acids)
Source: RefSeq, a predicted model, not a curated record
AUGUAUGCAACAAUCUAUACUCGUCUUGAUAUUGCCCAAGCAGUGAGAGGAUUGAGCAGGUAUAUGUCUAAGCGAGGAAAUGAGCAUUUGAUGACGGUGAAUCGUGUGUUCCACUAUCUUCGUGGUACAUCUAACAUUGGGUUAUGCUACGAAGGCGUAAAAGGCUCAAGGAGACAAACAUUAUUAGAGCUGAGAUACUUUGUGGAUACUGAUUGGGGAUAUGACAUUGAUAUUAUAAGGUCUACAAGUGGAUAUGUUGUUUCCUCAUUCAACGGAACUAUCAGUUGGAUAAGUAAGAGGCAAAACACUGUUGCUUUAUCUACUACAAAAGCUGAGUACAUGACCUUGUCAUAUGCUGUCAAGGAAGCUAUUUAG